Messenger RNA from Cetraspora pellucida, 210 nucleotides. The record is from the annotation of a GenBank genome assembly. Lineage: Eukaryota; Fungi; Glomeromycota; Glomeromycetes; Diversisporales; Gigasporaceae.
AUGACAAAAAAAACUACCAAAAAUGAAGUAUGCUAUUCUAUUUCUAUUGAUUAUAUUAUUUGCUUAAAUAUUAGUAAAGUUGAAGCAACUAGUUUAACUAAAUAUCAGUCUAAUAGAAAAGUAACAUUUAUAGUUAAUUGGGUUAGUAAUAAAAAUAAAGAAGAAUCCAUAGCAAGUGAACAAUCUGCAAGUCUUGUUACUGAUAAUUGA